This is a messenger RNA of Xiphophorus maculatus (southern platyfish), 4049 nucleotides long. It is a transcript of the gene zbtb12, whose product is annotated as zinc finger and BTB domain containing 12. Gene Ontology annotation, biological process: regulation of transcription by RNA polymerase II. Gene Ontology annotation, cellular component: nucleus. The coding region runs from base 328 to 2004 and encodes 558 amino acids. The record is from RefSeq and is a predicted model, not a curated record. NCBI's taxonomy places the organism in Eukaryota, Metazoa, Chordata, Actinopteri, Cyprinodontiformes, Poeciliidae. The transcript has 5 exons. Gene Ontology annotation, molecular function: DNA-binding transcription factor activity, RNA polymerase II-specific; protein binding; RNA polymerase II cis-regulatory region sequence-specific DNA binding.
AAUCGCUGAUCAGAAAUCAGCAGGCGUGCUCUUAAUUUACGGCCUCGCCACGGAAGAAGCGUCGCUCGGAAACAGAUUCAAAGUCAGUUUUACUGGCGAAUCGCCGGUGGCUUGUUAUUCCCGGUCACGAGACGGUACUUCCUGCGAGAACGAGGCCGAAAAGUAAACAGAAAUCGAGGUGGAAGCAUUUUUCCCCCCCGUGUAGCUUUGAAAUGUGCAAAUGUAGCUGGUCAGCAAGUGUCUCCUAGCGUUUGUCCCGUUCAAGAAAGCCAACCACGGCGGGCUGAGACGGACGGGAAGACACCGAGAGUCUGUUGGCCAGACAACAUGGAGACUGUGUGUUUCCGGCUACCGGGACACGGGGACACGACCCUGAAGCACAUGAACUCCCUCCGGUCCCGCCAACAUUUCUGCGACAUCACCAUCAUUGCCAGCAACAACCAGACCUUCAAAGGUCAUAAGGUCGUGCUGGCGGCCUGCUCGCCCUUCCUGAGGGAUCAGUUUCUCCUCAACCCCUCACCCAGGCUUCAGGUGUCGAUGCUGUACAGCUCCUCGGUCGUGUGCGACUUGCUGCAGUCGUGCUACACCGGCAUGCUGCAGUUCAGUCCUGAGGAGAUCGUCAACUACCUGACUGCUGCUAGCUACUUCCAGAUGGAGCACAUCGUGGAGCGCUGCAGAGCCGCGCUGGAGAGAUACGUGCAACUAAAGAACCCCAAUCUGCUGAAAAUGGCUGAGGAGGACGGUCAGGUCAGACCGGUUAUUCUCAGUGCCAACGUUCAUUCAGUUGCUUCACCUCUGACCACUCAGCCCUCCCCCAUCGAGCAGCACAGCCCUGCAGUCAUCACACUGGAGGAAGAAAACAGCGAAACAUCUGUUCAGCACGCCGGCGACAGCCCCGUGCUGGAUGAGCCCGACGCUAAGGUAAAUGCGAUGGGUGAGGAGGAUGAGAACCGGCCGGAGGACUACAGCGUUUACAGAGUGUACAUCCCAGAGGAAGAGCUGGCGAACCAAGACAGGGAGGCGGAAAAGGGAGACUCUGCCGAUGUUCCUCAGGAUCUGUGUUACCCAGAAACCAACAGGAUUUUCAUUGCAGGAGACGGCAGCGAAUGCGACUUGGACUCUGCUGAGGAUCUGAGUUUCGGGGGCCUCAGAGCGUUCAGGCGAAGACUGUCCGAGCCGAAAAUCAGCCGCGGCAGAGGGAGAGGCAGGGGAAGGGGAUUCAAGAAGCGAAAGUGGGGAUCAUCCCAAGAGAAAAGGUCGCCGACUUUAGCUCACCGUCAGGAUCUGUGGUACACCGCCGCUGCUGGACUGGGAGGGGGUUUUGCCCUGGACUUCAGCCAAGAGGAUCUGAAGACCGCAGCAAAUUAUUUCGUUGAUUUCCCCCGGUUGGACUUUGCUCUGGGCAGCGUUCACGGUGAAAAGGUCUCCCCCAUUAAUCAGUUCUCCCUGGAAGAGUCUGGCUCCGGCGAAGGGAGUUCAGGGUUGAACGCUGUUGGCACAAACGAAGGAGGGGACGAGUCCGUCGCCGUGGUGGGCUCCACUUCCAGCGUGACGGGGCCUGUAAUUUGCGAGCACUGUGGCCUCACUUUCCCCUCAGCACACUCCCUGGCCGUCCACUCCCGUUCCACCCACCUCCUGUACGUCUGCCCCUGCUGCGGGAAGCACUUCCACCACUCCAGCAACCUCACCCGACACAUGGCCGUGCACCGAGGGGCCGCCAAGGCCCACCAGUGCCCCCUGUGCUACAAGACGUUCACCCAGAAGUCCACGCUGAUAGACCACAUGAACCUCCACAGCGGGGAGCGGCCGCAUAGAUGCGCCUACUGUCAUGCCCGCUUCGCCCACAAGCCCGCCUUACGACGCCACCUGAAGGAGCAGCACGGGAAAACCACGGGGCAGAACUCCCUGCACGAGCAGGAGGAGCGGGCGAGAGAAACUGCAGUACGAGAGCCGGAGGAAGAACAGGAAUGCCUGGUUACUGAACAAACUGAGCAAGUGUCAUGAGCAAAAACAUAGACUUUCCCAUGUUCUGUUAAAUCCAAACUUCAGUGUAUUUUAUCACAGUUUUUUGUGAUGGGCCAACACAAGGUGGCAUACAAUUGUGAGGUAGGAGGGAAAAUUCCACUUUUUACAAAUAAAAAGAUGAAUUAUAUGGCAUGCAUUUGUAUUCUAGCAAGGGCUGGACAAUACAUCAAUAAUAAUAUAUAUCGUGAAAGACACGUGAUCGAUAUCAAUAAAUAAUACGUCUGAUAGAACAGUCAAUAAUUUUACUGAACUCAAAUCCAGAACCACAUGGCAUUCUGGGGGACGAAAAGAGGAAAUCUAAACCACCUAAGCUAGGUUGGCGACAUCAACUAACUCACUCACUGUUUGGUUACCUAGCAACAACCUGUUGCUAGGUAGCUUAAGAUUUCACCAGGUGCCUCAUAACUGCUUAAAAAUUAAAAACUGAGGUGUGGAAUGAAACUUUGGCUAAAAUAGGAAAGGCCAUGCCACCAGUUCAAACUACUCAAUAAUUAUUGAUAUAGACUGAUAUUAAACACAUGUCAUUAUAUGUCAGACAUAUCAGACGUUUUUCAGGCAUAUCGCCCGGAUCCGGUAGAAUUUCUACCAGCCAAUCAGAGAACAGAAGAAGUUGUGAACGAUGACGUCGAUUUUUGUGCGCUGUCUUGGUAGUCUGCUUGUAGUUUUAGCAAUGGCGGCGCUGGGUGUGAACGAAGCCGUUCAGUCCAUGUUGGCCGUGCUUCAAAAAUACUGAAUUCAUAUGAACAGCCGUUUUAUUCGGCUUUGCAAUUCUCUCUUUGCAGUGCAGGAUCAAACUAGGGCAUGACGUACGUCACGGCCAAACGUUGGCAUUGGGUAAAAUUUAAAACUUCAAGAGUCAAAGCGUAGAGAAAGGGAAACAUAGCACAUUUAUGUUAAUAUGUUUGUAUUAUUUCAAUUAGGGCUGGACUAUAUGGCCUAAAAUAAAUGUUAUUCUAUAUUAAGCCGUUCAUUAGCUGCUCAUCUUCUUCCUCAACCACCGCCACCAUUUCCACAUUUGAAAUUUCCUCCAUUUUUUUCAACCUCACCGUCUCUUUCGCUUCUUCUGGAUGGGGUGGAGUCACGUGACUACUGAAUGUACACGUAGCGCGGCGUCUUAAAGGAACACGAGCAUAGCUUACUAAAAAGACACGUUUUUUUAAAAAUACCGAUAUGUGCAAAAUGACGUCGGUCAUUGUCAUAAAUUUCGGUGUUAAUUUUUUGGUUUGUCACCUUAGCCAAUCGUUGUUAGAUGCUCACCGUCCAAUCUUACUGGGCUCGAACAAUUUUGCUAAGAAAAACGGGCAUAUUUCUUCUUUUAGUCAUUCAAAUAUAUAGACACACUUUUCAGAUUUCCAUUAAAACAUCCUGCUUUGUGUUGGUUUAUUACAUCAAAAUCUCCUAAAAUACACAGAGAUUUAUAGUUUUAACUUUAAUGUGAAAAUGGUUCAAGGGAAAUGAAUUGUGAAGCCUUCAUGCUCAUCAUUUUACGGCAGUUUGCUGGAUCUGCUUUUCAAAGGGUCAUGGUGACGUUACUGAUCUUAAAGUGCUAAAAAUAUUAAAAUGCCUUCAUAUGUUUACUGCCAAACCACGUGUCUAGUGUGAAGAUAAAUGGACAGUAAACAAGCAAUAUAAAUGGUCUUUUCUGGUUGUAGCUAGUAGCUGUUAAACUGCAUCUGAGUAAACUGGACCAGUGGAUAUUAUGUGAAACUCCCUGAAGCCAAAGACGAUUAUUCUACCAGUACUUUUUUUUUUUUUUUUUUUACAUAUCUGAAAUUGUUGUGAACUAUUUUCUCCUUUGGGUUUGAGUGAGAUAUUUUGUAAUGUGUCAUGUAACAAAAAAAUGAGAGAAAAUUACUAACGUCCUGUUUUUAUGUAGAUAUUUGUACUGUAAUGGUAAAUCAGUGAUUCUAAUUUCAAUCUGUUCAUCUGCUGCACACAGAAGGUUGAUUAAAACGCAUCAAUGAUCCGAAUAUCGGUUUGAAAUGAAGCGAGCUGCACAGGUAAUAAACUUGGAGAGCACUCAG